This is a messenger RNA of Gigantopelta aegis, 8191 nucleotides long. Its product is annotated as ras-specific guanine nucleotide-releasing factor 2-like. Lineage: Eukaryota; Metazoa; Mollusca; Gastropoda; Neomphalida; Peltospiridae. Bases 1157 to 5575 code for a protein of 1472 amino acids. The transcript has 29 exons. Gene Ontology annotation, biological process: Ras protein signal transduction; positive regulation of GTPase activity. Gene Ontology annotation, molecular function: protein binding; guanyl-nucleotide exchange factor activity. Gene Ontology annotation, cellular component: plasma membrane. The record is from RefSeq and is a predicted model, not a curated record.
CCCAGUCGAUUUUGCCGCCGCUCGUAGCAGCGCGCAGACAACAGUUGUCAAGUAAAGUUUGAAGCGUCGGGCACUAAUCAGGCAAGCAGUUCGUAGGACAGUAAACGACACCGACGAUUAUCUGGAUUAUCGGCACCGGGAGUUUGUAUCGUGAGCUCAUGACCUUUCCGUGUUCGGUUUGUGGCGGAGUACAGGUGGAGUACUCGCAUCAUUUCGAAUGCUGUUGGUCUAUCUGGCCAUGUAACGCUUCGCCGACAGGUGUGCGGGUAAUAUAUCGCAUAUUUACCAAGCGCCCGUGACAACGUUUAUAAUGUAAUACCAAAGAAUAUAUACGUAUUCAGCAUAUGGUUAUGCAUACGCCGACAAUGUCAUUUUAUCACAUAGAAUUUCUGUUUUAAGUUUGGACUUAAUGUGUGCUUUUAAGGUUCAUUUCGUGAAGAAAAAACAGAGACGAAAUAUGAAUUCGAACAUUUUUCUACACAUACCAUGCUUUGCCAGGAUUUUAAAUUAUUUAAAAUAUUCCUCAUGUGUGUUUUAAUUGUUUAUUUCGUAAAAAAGAAAAAAUAGAGGAAAUCUUCGUAUUUGAAGUUCGUUUAGGUUAAUUUAUAAUUCUCGAGAAGAUAACAGUGAAUUCUGUGCUUCGUCUUUCAAGUGUUGUUCAAACAGAUCGUCUGCCACCUAGGCUAUUUAACCAGUGUAUAUCUGUGUAUUUAUGUGUGUGGUAUCUUUUAUAUUCCACCGUGUAUUCAUGUCACACCUGUACACAGGUGUUUGAGUCCUGCGUGAUCUAACCAUCUGAAAAUGCACGGCGUAUCUGACGUUCGUUCGAUGACCAGUCGAGUUUGUUAGUGUCCUUUUUCCCUCCAACAAUGACAGGAUUCUCGUUGCCAGGCGAGUAUUAGCUAUUACGAGUUUUCUAUGAUAAAUACAAAGUUAGCGAUGCCGCACUGAGCUAUUGUGUUCUGUUUGGAAACAAUCACUUGUGUAGUUUGCAGUGAUUAUCGGGAAAAUCCGUUGGUGCUAACAACUAUUUUUGUAUGGCAAAAUUCGCGCGGAAUUACAUUGACAACAACAACAGCAACACAGACGUACAUUAGAGUUCUGUCAGCGGCAGUCGCCUGCUAGUGGAAGCAAGCGCGCGCACGUCAAACGAAAAAUGCAGAAAGGCCUUCGCUUCAACGAAAGUCAGCUCCUUUACCUGGCAGGGAAAGCAAAACACGAGAAUACUAUUUGCGGAAACUUGUACAAGAAGAGCUCUGAUACGGGCAAAUGGCAGCUGAGGUACUUCAUCCUGUAUCAGAAUGUGUUGUUCUAUUACGAGAACGACUCGUCCAUCCGUCCAUCGGGAGCAGCCUUACUGGAAGGCAGUUACUGCGACCGCGUCAUCACCCCUGCGACAGGACAUAAAGGCAAAGAAGGCGAAAAAUUGCACUGCUUCACCAUCACGUAUAAGAGUGAGGGACAGAGACAGUAUGAUCUACGCAGCGACUCGGAGGGGGAGUGCAAUGCCUGGAUCGACGCAAUCAAACGAGCCAGCUACAGCAAGAUGGUUGAGGUUAAGGAGGAGCUGGAGCAGAAACACCUGCACCUGUUACAGAUUCUGGACAGCGAGCGGCAGGCCAAGUGGCAUUACGUGCAGCAGACAGAGGAACUCACCACCGAGGUCAAGAAACUCAAGGCAGAGGUUCAGAAAUUUAAAAAAGAAAUAUUUUCAAAUCACAAAUUGUCUGAUGAAGAAACGGACGAAAUCAGAAAAAUCAAAAAGGUCAGUAAGGUUCAAAGCUUUUUCCGCGGCUGGUUGUGUCGGCGGCGCUGGAAGCAGAUCGUGGAGCUGUACAUUCGGUCACCACAUGCGGAGAGCAUGCGGAAACGAAACAGCAUCGUGUUCAGCAUGGUGGAGUGUGAGGAGGAAUACAACAGACAGCUGUCCUGUCUCGUCACCUACUUCCUCAGACCCCUCCGCAUGGCAGCCAGCUCAAAGAAGCCUCCCAUCACACACGAAGAUGUAAACUCUAUAUUCCUUAAUAGUGAAACAUUGCUCUUUUUACACCAAAUAUUUCAGAAAGGUCUCACUGCCCGUUUAGAAAAUUGGCCAACUCUUGUAUUAGGUGAUUUGUUUGACAUGCUGCUGCCGAUGCUGAGUAUAUACCAGGAGUACGUUAGAAACCACCACUACAGUCUGCAGGUGCUCGCCGAGUACAAACAGAAACCCGAGUUUAACUGCCUGCUCAAACGAUACGAGGAGAAACCUGCCUGUGAGGGUCGGACUUUGGAAAUAUUUCUCACCUAUCCUAUGCAUCAGAUACCUCGCUAUAUCAUUACACUUCACGAACUGCUCGCUCACACGCCACACGAGCAUGUCGAACGCAGAAGUCUAGAAUUCGCCAAAAGCAAGUUAGAAGAAUUGUCCAGAAUAAUGCAUGAUGAAGUUAGUGAAACAGAAAACAUUCGCAAAAAUCUUGCCAUAGAGAGAAUGAUAGUCGAAGGCUGUGAUAUACUGCUUGAUGUAAAUCAGACCUUCGUUCGCCAAGGGCCAUUGUUACAAAUUCUGAAUGAGAAAUCUAAAUCAAGCCGUGGUCGUCUUGGGUCCUUCAGCUCAUCAUUCAAAGAGACCAAGAAGGAGGUUGUACGCCAGAUCUUUCUCUUCACCAAUCACAUGUUGUUAACCACCAGAGCUUCAAGUGGUCGCCUCCAUUUAGCAAAGCAUUACGGGAAAAUACCUUUACUGGACUGUACUCUCGUUGAAGAUCCAAACUCAGAUAUUUUCUUCUUUGAUGAAGACACCUCGUCACUUGACUCAAACCUCAGCAUUGGCAGUCAGACAUCUGUGUCGAACUUGCUGCCCACAGUGUGUGAGCGUGAAGCCAAGGUGGAAUAUAAUGGUUUAGACUUCCGCUUGAUAGUCGACUCAAAAAGUGGCCCACCCAUCAGUCUCCUCCUAGUGGCAACCUCACUCCACGAGAAGGCUGCUUGGUGUAGUGAUAUCAGUCAGUGCAUUGAGAACCUUCACUACAGCGAUCUCCUGAACAGCUCCAUGAGCGAGUCCUCUUCAGUCACAAUGCCCCAGUCUGUUAGAUAUAUUCACAACACACAGAUAUGGUCCGACCCCAAGUUGUUCCGGGAUGAUGUAGACAUCAAAUUCAGCCGUACUCUCAACUCAUGUAAAGUACCUCAGAUCCGCCACGCCAGUGUGGACCGUCUGCUCGACCGACUGACCGACCUGCGUUUCCUAAGCAUCGACUUCCUCAACACAUUCCUCCUCACAUACCGAGUGUUCACCAAUGGACAGACUCUGCUCGAGGCGCUCAAGAAAGUUUACAAAAACCCAGACACUGGAAACUUGGAGGCUGGACAGUCUGCAGGACAGUCUGAUGCGGAAGAUGGCAGCCCACCUCACAUGGAGUUCACGGGGGAGCCGCCAUGCAUCGACUCGAAGCUCAUCAUUAAACCGCAGGCAGAGAAGAUGCGCAGAGUGAGCGCCGGAGUGGUCCCCUGCAGUGGAGAAACGCACAUCGAAAAACCAGUUGUCACUUCCAUCAGCUUUAAGUUGGAGAGAACAGAAUCAGUUGACAGUGAUGACAGCUGUUCAGAACUGAGCAGCUUCUUGCAGCCACAACGACCGAAACUGGCCCCAAUCGCGUCUUGUGAGACACUGUUUGACUCGGACCAGCCCGACGGGAUGGAUGUACCUGCGAUAACGAUGGACGAGCUGCCAAACACAGGUAUUACAUUGUCCGAUUUUAGCACUGGUGAAUCAUCGUCCGACGCCUGUGACGACUCCACUGGCGAGGGCAAACUGCACCCGACAUCGGCCAAAGUGAUGACAUCAUCGUCGUCAUCGUCGGAGGUGGUGCUGGGAUCGGCAUCGGCGGCCAGCCCCAACACACUGAGCUCGGCAGCCAGUUCCGACACCCUGACCCCUGGGACCCCUCGGGCGAGUCCAAUACCAUCGCCGGUUGAGGGACACAAGAAGGCAAUGUCUGGACAGGUGGACGGCAGUCAGAGUACCCCGAAGAAGAGAGCAUCCACACCAGGGAGGAUCACGGAGACAUCGUGUAACAUGGACGCGCUGGCUCUGUCCCCGACGACGAGUCCUGUGCGACUGCUGCACCUGUUGUCGUCCCCAGGGAGGCCAUCCUCCUCCCCCGUCAAGUCGCUCUCCCCCCGGACCCCGUCACCCAUACGGAGGGUGUCAUCGCCUGCGAAGGUGACGUCCACCAUGCGAUCGCCGACCAGCAGUCCCAAACUAAGGAGAGCUCCUUCUCCAAUCAGUUACAGUUACUCGUCGCCAAACAUGGUCACUCCUCAGAUCAAAAUCAGACCUUUUUUAGGGACAAGAGGCAGUGCUGAAGCUGAGUCUAUAAGCAUGUCAACACCACGAAGCAGUUUUGCUCAAAUAGAGGGGUCACCACCACGGGCCAAGGCAGGCACUGUCGUCACAUCUUCCAGGGCAUCAAAACGAAGGUCAAGCUCAUCUGCAGCCACAACAGCAUUUGCAGCAGCCACUGCAGGUCUGGCCAGCUGCAGCAACAUCAGUGCAGAACAUUCCAAAAAUAUUAACCGCUACCUCAAUGUCGGCACAGGUGUAGAUGCCCGACCCUUCAAAAAGCGAGAGUCUGUGAUCUCGACUGCAGCAACAAUGCGAGUGCUCAACGUUCUAAAACACUGGGUAUCAAAACACCAACAGGACUUUGAGUCUGACCCUGACCUGAAGUGUGCAGUGAUUGACCUGCUGGAGGAGAUGGUGUGCAACACGAACCUGCUUCCCGCGGAGCACAAGGCGGCGGCCUCCAUCCUCCGCACCAUCACCAAGGAUACCUCCGACCUGAACAUCGUCGACCUUGACAGACUGCUCAUCCCACCAAUGCAUCCUUCCAAAGAUACAUUUGACACUCUUGCAGCGAUGGAUAUCGCAGAACAGUUGACGUAUUUGGAUCACCAGAUUUUCAUGGGAAUACGUAGCGAAGAAUUGUUGUGCCAGGCUUGGAUGAAGCCGGACAAAUGUCACCGAGCACCUCAUGUUUUGCUAGUCAGCAAGAGAUUCAACGAGGUGAGUCGACUGGUUGUUUCCGAGAUCGUGUCACGGUCCAACCUCCAGGAUCGGGUGACGUGCAUCGAGAAGUGGGCUGCCAUCGCAGACAUCUGUCGCUGUAUGCACAACUACAAUGGAGUGCUGCAGAUCUGUGCUGCAUUCGUAAACAGUUCCGUGUACAGACUGAAGAAAACAUGGGAGAAAGUCCCCAAACAAACAAAACAGAUGAUUGAACGAUUGCAGACACUGGUAUCAUCAGAAGGAAGGUUCAAAAACAUGAGAGAUGCACUGCAUCGAUGCGAUCCUCCGUGCAUUCCUUAUUUGGGCAUGUACCUUACUGAUCUGUCUUUCAUCGAAGAGGGAACUCCAAACUUCACGGAGGAAAGACUAGUCAAUUUCUCCAAAAUGAGAAUGGUUGCUCACGUAAUUCGUGAGAUUAAGCUCUUUCAACAAACUUCUUACAAGAUCGAACAUCAUCCACGGGUAACAAGUUAUUUACUGGACACGAGCCGGUUUCUAACAUACUUAUUUGAUUACAGGUAACAAGUGAUUAAAUAUACUGAUGUUUUAUUUGCAGGUAACAAGUUAUUUACUGGACACAAGCCGGCUGCUGGACGAGGAACAGACGUACCGAGCCUCGCUAGAUAUAGAACCAAAGCAGUCUCGACUGUCCGUCGUAUCUGCACCGUCUUGAGAGCAUUCCAGACAAACACCUACGUCUUUCCACUACCCUGCACCAGAGAGCAAGGCCGCAUUACAAAACUGUGGAAAAAAAACAAACAAAACAACUGAAAAAGUCAAAACCUAUUUUUUGAAAGUCAGUUUUGUAUAGUGUGUAUGACCAGAUACAGUGAUCUCCAGUUUUUUUGUGUUGUUUCAAAAAAUAAAAUAAAAACCCCAGUGUAUUCCCUCAUUCGGACGAUGACUGCUUCUGGGUCAUUGAUUUCGUCACUUGAAGAAGGGUUGAGAGAACUAUAGUUGCCUCCCCUUGCUUAGUUAUUGCCCCUGCUAAGACAUAACAAGAGAGCAGGUUGGUUCAGAAAUGUGAAGAAGAAAAAACAACAAUUUGACAAGAGAGCGGGUUGUUUCAUGAAUGUGAAAAACUGAUUUUGACAACAGCAAAAAGUAAUCGUGUGAUGAGACCUGUCCGAAUUGCUGAGGAUCUUCGUCAGAUUGUGUAUAGUUUAUUUACACACCGUGUUGUAUGUACCACAUUUUGUGGAGUGUUACUAAAGGAGUAUUUUUCAACAUUACACCAUGUUUCCACAAUGCUCAAACCAUCCUGCUAUUUCCAGGUUGUGUGGGUACAGGUUAAAUCACAACCAUGUCAGUCAUAUAGUGAGGGAAAAAGUCAAAAAAUGCAGUUAAAAAGUGGGUUGGCUAUAGUUUUUAUUGUUUAUCUAUUUAAAAAAGAUCACCAUCAUUUAUUGUCUUAACAUUGAAAGCCAUUCUGCAUUAUAUUUUGGCUAAACUAGUUAUUGACAUGCUAAAAAGUGGACUGCCAUUUUAUUGGGUUUGCCAUACAAAGUGUUUUUUAAAACAUGCAACAGACUUAGUUGUUGUAAGAAGACGAAUGACAAUAACCAAAAAAACUAGCUCUGUUUGUGUUUUAUCUUAGUAAAUAUAAGCAUACAAGAUGGGGGAGGGGGAGCAAGAUGGGGGGGGGGGGGCAAUGCUUGAGCAAAUCUUCAAAUUGGUGUUCAAUAAAAAAACAUUUGUACUUAUUUAGGCCAUAAAAACUUUGAACAAAAAAUAUGGGAGAUGAUCAAGAGCAUUCAGCGAUUAUCAUAUUGAAAAUAAACUGGCAAAGUUUCUCAUGAAUACAUUGUACAUCCAAGAUAUUCCAAGUUGGUAGCUCUGAAGAUUUUAAUCAUCUGACAUACAGUUACCCUGUGGUUGCUUUGUGGAACUUAUGUGUGCGAGUUGUAACACUUAAUCUGAACUCAUUACAAUUAUUUGUAGCUACAAUUCGUUUGUGGAAUGGGACCUAGAAACGUAGAAUCGACUACUGUUACUAAUUAAAUAUGAGUAAGUGAUGAUGUUGGUAGGGUUUGGUUUUCCACCAAAACAACAAGUGUAAUGCCAGCUUCCAACACCCACUUGCUAGUGUUAGAUUUAAAGCACAUCUAUGGUAUAUAAUGACCGCCCACUAACAAUUUGACUUACGGUAUUGUCACUCAAUACAAGUGCCUCAUAUUAGAAUAGCUGAUUAUAUGGCAACUUGUAAAGUUUUCUUGUCACAAUCGGCUAUUGUCAUCACUGUUCUCCUAUGAAACAUUCUUAUUGAGUGGCAUCACCAUAUAGCUAUGUUCCCAUCUUGUCAGUAUUCAUGUUACAUUAAGCCAGAAACCAGGCCUGGUGCUUAUAAAACUUUUAGAGCCUCGACUCAGACUCUGAUAGUCCGAGACAUGAACGCCAUGGCAACACCAUACAAAUUGUACAUGUGUGACAUCAUUAGAGAUUGAGUCUGGACUCUAAAGGUUUUAUAAGUAGGGGCCCAGGAGCCUUAUUUCACUAAACUCUUGCAACUUUGUAAUCUCAUAGUGCAAUGCAAAACGACCAAAGACGAUGCAAAGUUGUUUCAGAGAGCCUAGGCGAGCUUUGUGGAUGGGGCCCCAGGCCUGGUACCUAUAAAACUUUUAAGUGUCUAGACUCGAGACUCUUAUAAAGUCUAAGACACUAAUGUCAUGACAAUGCCAUAGAGAUUGAGUCUGACUCUAAAAAGGUUUUUUAAACAUGGCCCCAGGUUAGCAUGCAAUUUUCUAAUACCACAAAACACUGGUGUCAGUUGAAAACGGGGCUGGGCUGUUCGAUUUGAAUCAGUUUUUGAUUUACCCCCAUCACGCUUGGCAUGGUUGUGAUUUAGUGUUUACUCUUGUAUGAGCCUUGAAGGCAAAAACCAAUAGAGAUGAGUUAUAUAUUGUAUUUGUUUCCAUUUGAAAGUUACAACACAUUUGUUGCUAGCUUUUCCUGUGGAAGAAAAAAGAACUAUAUUCAAAAUGUUUACUCUCAUGUUCCAGUCGCCAUGUGCUCAGAUGAUAAGGACCAAAGAUGAUAUACUGUUAUUUGUUAUGACUUGUUUAAAUUUUAUUUAUCAUGAGUUAAAAAAUAUCCUUUUUCUUUUUUUUUCUUGUGUCAUGUGUAUAAAAAAAAAACUUU